CUACUGAACUUCAAACAGGCAUUUGGACACUGCUGAACAAUCAUUCAUCUUCAUAUUGCAAUGGAGCACAACUCAACACAAACUGUGACCCCAGAUGAUAGUGUUGUGAAUGUUGAGGAAGAGUCAAGGAUGGAAUUUAAUAGUUGUAAAGAAACACUUAAACAGUAUAUAAAAGAUCAUCGACAGGCCCCCAACACAAAACUCUUCUCGUUUCUGGCUCUCUUGAAUGCGUACGUCCCUGACUCCUACAUCACGAUGGAUGAGUGUCAACGCAUCCUUGGACCACCUGAUCCCAUCCAUGGAGGCCCCCCCUUUGAAGAAAGAAUGAAGCCUUUUACUGUCUUCAUCAAAAUGUCUGGUCCACUCCCUGGAAGAGUUUGUAUGAUUCACCCAGAGAUCGCAAAGAGCGCUGUGGAGCUACUGGCUGACUUGAAUAUUUCCAGGGGCCGUACAGCGAGGCAAUUCUUCCGCUCAUUUUGUAACAACGAGACCGAAGAUAUGGUCCAAUUCAUCAAAGAUCUGUUAACAAAGAGAGAAAUGGGAGAGCAUGGUAAAGCCAAGUUCUCCAGUUUAAUCCUUGAUAUAUGUGAGAAUCAGGACUUUCAUCAGGCUCUUUCUGUCUUGGAAAUGGCAUCAGAUACUUUCGGACAGAACCCAAAUUUUCCACAAACCAUUGCUCGUCUAUAUUAUCUAGAGAGUGGUGACUAUAACAAGACUGAAGAAUGGGCACAGGAAGCUAUCAGAAGAGCUCCAAACAACUCAUAUGUGGCUGACACUCUUGGACAAAUUCAUAAAAACAAUUUAUUGAGGAGAGUCAGUGAUCAGAGGGAUGUUGAGGAAAUAGCAGAAAAGGCCUAUUCAGCAUUUAAAGAUGUGGAGGAGAAAGCUGAGAGGGAAGAGGGCCCAGAGAUGGAGGGCACACCUGGUGUUGUAAGCACUUCAGAUUCCUUCAACAACAGAGGCCUUUUUGGCUUCAUUCAAGUGGCAAAGAUAGUCUUUAAAAAACUUGGUAAAACACGUGCUGCAGCUUCUUAUCCAAACUUACAAAAGGAAGUAGAAGACAAGUUUGACUUCUUUGAAUGGUACCUGACCUACUCCAAGCCUGAUAUGAAAACCUUUGAGCCAGAUUACUUCUGGAGGGACGUUGCACUGUGUUAUGAAUAUUACACUGGCAAAACAGCAGCUGAAUCCACCAGCUUCCCAGGUCUUCUCAACUGUCUGGAUCGUGGCCUUUUCUCCUCAAAGGGAAGCCGUGCUCGAUUUCAGGAGACUGAGAACGAUUUACAGCAAAUCCGGGACGAGUUAAAAACUAUGUAUGAGACAAAUGUUGAUGAUGUCAAAGUGGCAGAGAGGUACAUCCUCUCCAACAUCGUCUUGAGCAACAAGGAGCCUGAUUCUGCUUCACUCAGUCCGGUCCAAGAACUCCAAACAGUCAUUCACAAAUUCCUGUGCGAGGUGGGGUGUAGAAGCCCUGAGUUUUACCUUUUGGUUCUGUUGUUGUUUUGGCCUGAAGAGCCUGUUGAGGUCAAGCAAGAAGAGGAUGUUGAGGUCAAGCAAGAACCUGAACUAGAGGCCACAGAGGAGGACGGAUCACAAGACAAAACCUGGGAGGAUGUGAACACUGAUGAGGACCAAGACACAGGAGGAGAGGCUGCACAGCCAUCUCCUGAUCUCAUGUCUGACCCUGACCUACAAGAUAUUGUGACACUCAUGAAGGAAGAAUUUGCGAGGGCCAAGUAUGCCAAGUACCUUCGGGGCCGUUACCUGUUGCCUCUGUUUUUUCUGGGAAAAGGCUCCGGACUGAGCAGAUGGAUUCACAAAUCGAAGCUGGAUGUGGUGGUGGAAACAAUGGUUUUGGACAAGUUAGAAGCUCAAACUGAUGAAGAAGAUGAAAGAGAACAACUAAAGAAGGAGCUAGAUACUCAAACAGAUGAAGAGGAAAGUCAACAACAGAAGAAGAAAAUGAGGCUGUUUCAUGAUAUGUGGAUCAAAGGGGAAGUGUGGCAGAACUCACAAAUCAAAGAGAUGCUUCUUCCAGUCCAGGUGGAGCCAUGCAACUCUUCUAUGACACUGGAGGAGCAGGAGGAAGUGUUUGUUUUGGCAGGAGGGAAGAAAAUAAAGGCCAGAGUAGAGGACGAAGCAGAUGAAAGACCACUGAGCACCAUGCUUUACUACCUUGGCUUCACCAUUCAGGGUCCUGUGGUCUUCAGAGUGGGGGCCCCUCACAGUGAACAAUAAUCAUCCAUGGACACCUUGGAUAAAGGUGUAAUAAAGACGCACUGGAUAUUAGCUUCAUAGGUUUGGUACACUUACUGUGAUAGUCAUUUAAACAGAUGCAAAGUUAUAUGUUAUUUUUGGGCAGAUAAGUAUUUUUUUAUUCACUUUGGAUUUGGGACCUCUUGGAUUAUACAAAUUUGUCUAAAUGACAAAGUCUGUCUAAAAACUAAGUGCGCUCACAAGAAAAUUUAGAGUUUUAUGAAAUUCUGUGGGUUGAUGUUUGUGUGCCUGUAAUCAAUCAAUCCAAUGUAUCCAAUAGUUCUGGCAAUAAAUUUAAGUUUAAUUAUU
Mugil cephalus (flathead mullet) is the source of this 2565-nucleotide messenger RNA. Its product is annotated as sterile alpha motif domain-containing protein 9-like. Lineage: Eukaryota; Metazoa; Chordata; Actinopteri; Mugiliformes; Mugilidae. The transcript is spliced from 2 exons. The record is from RefSeq and is a predicted model, not a curated record. Gene Ontology annotation, molecular function: protein binding. The coding region runs from base 61 to 2238 and encodes 725 amino acids. Gene Ontology annotation, cellular component: cytoplasm.